Messenger RNA from Linum tenue, 426 nucleotides. NCBI's taxonomy places the organism in Eukaryota, Viridiplantae, Streptophyta, Magnoliopsida, Malpighiales, Linaceae. The record is from the annotation of a GenBank genome assembly.
AUGCGUCUCCCUCCUCGACGCAUCUUGGCUUCAAAUAAGCGGAAGGAUAAAGAAGACACAACCCGUGAUUCUUCCAAAUCGUUGGUAGCAACAAUGGAGCCAGUGGUCAAACCGGCUACUGCGGUUAUUGGUUACGAUAAAUUUACCGAGCCGGUUGGGUCUAAUAAUCAACUCCUAGCUGGCUACUUGGCCCACGAGUUCCUCUCAAAGGGAACCCUUUUUGGUGAACCCAUGAGGGCAGAUAAUUGUCCCUCGCCCAUCUAUGUCAAGGCAAAGAAGAUUAAACCUAGCAUGGAAAUGGAAAGGGAAACCAAAGCAAUGAGGAGUGAGAGAUAUUUAGAGGUUUCAAAAUUGCUGAAAAUGGAAGGAGCCCACUUGCCUGGUAUCAUUAACCCUACCCAGCUUGCUCAGUUCUUACAAAUGUGA